Molecule: messenger RNA, 908 nt
Organism: Suricata suricatta (meerkat)
Lineage: Eukaryota; Metazoa; Chordata; Mammalia; Carnivora; Herpestidae
Gene: C7H6orf52
Product: chromosome 7 C6orf52 homolog
Exons: 5
Coding region: 187-582 (131 amino acids)
Biological process (GO): selenocysteine incorporation
Cellular component (GO): nucleus
Molecular function (GO): tRNA binding
Source: RefSeq, a predicted model, not a curated record
UCGUGGAAGGUUGGUGGGGGAGAGAUGCUGCAGGACAGGGGAAAUACCCUGCGGGUUAUAAUACGUCACUCUUCCAAACCCAUCCCCUGUGCACCACCAAGAGUGAUCCCUAAGGCCUGAAGUUAACAAAGAGUGAGCCUGAAAUGGCAGACACGGACUUCGGCUCACUUCCUAGAGGACUUCCAGAUGAUCUGGCGAUUCCAAGAGCAGGCUGUCUCAAUUUGCCUGACCAGGACGGAUUCCCCUGUCGGCCUCAGGGGGAAGCCAGCGUUCCAGCCCAGCCAGGGUUACCAAUCGAGCAGCUGGUUUCAGCAGCAGCACGGCAGUUACUUCCUGUCUGGCUACGACUUUGGCUGCGCAGCAGAUGGAAACGGACACAGCCUUUCUGUGCGUGGGACCUGCGGACGCCCAGCUGAAAGUCCGGUCACACCCAAGGAAAGCACGGCUCUGGCCAAAAUGCAAGAUGAAAACCCACUGGAAGGUUAUGAUGAAGAUAGCCGACGUGCACAUGGAAGAAGGAGAAUAAGGAGACAGGAGACAGGUGAACAAAGAAGCUUAAAAAUGAAGAACCAGAUACAUUAACGAAUAUCAAAAAAAUGGAAGAAAACAGAAACACAGAGAAAAAUCUCUAGAUUCAAUAAACAGAAGCACUAAUGCUUAAGAAAAACAGUAAAGAAAAGACAACUAAAAUAGAACUAAAAUACAGACACCCAGUCUCGGGUUCUUCUACUUGCAAAUUAGUACUAGGGAAAGCUUCUAAAGUUCUGUUAAGAAUCCUCCUGUGAUUUUUAUUGGAACUGCAUAAAAUUUAGAAAUUAGUUGGGGAGAAUUGUCAUCCUUAAAAUACUGAGUCAUUCAACCCAUGAAAAUUAUUUAUCACUCCAUUUUGAAGUUUUUAAUAAAAUGUG